Meloidogyne enterolobii is the source of this 843-nucleotide messenger RNA. NCBI's taxonomy places the organism in Eukaryota, Metazoa, Nematoda, Chromadorea, Rhabditida, Meloidogynidae. The record is from the annotation of a GenBank genome assembly.
AUGAAUAAUCCUUCCCAAAAUCACCCUUUUGCCUCUACAGGACAAUUACUUUCUUUCCCUCCCGAAUGUGCGGCACCCCCUCCUAUGGCAUCAGCUUAUCCCCAAUAUACACCGGUUGUUCAUCUUCAUGGCCAUUUUUAUAUUCCGGCGCCAACAACCAACAAUAAUAAUUUAAAUAAUAAUACAAUACAGCAACAACACAAUUUUAUUUCUGGCAUUCCCUCCCAACUUCCCCCUCCUCCCUCACAUCCUCACCAUCAUCAUCAACAACUUCAUCAUCAUCAUCCCCAUUUUUUUCUUGAACAAUCCCAUCAUCACCAACAUCCUUCCUCCUCCUCUUCUAAUUUUCUUUAUUUAAAUAAUAACCAAUUUAAUUACCCAACAACAACAACAACUUCUUUAAAUUCCUCUCCAUAUUCUUCCUCUUCAAAUAAUUUAUUAAUUAAAUCUGAAGAGAAAGAAAAAUCUACACAAAUUUAUUCUCAGGAUAAUUCUAAUGGAUGUGUAACACCCAAUUUUUUGUCUGAGAAUGCGGGAAAUCAACACUUUCCUAAUGAAAAAGGGACGGUUAUUAACAACAAUAAACUUGAUUUUUCUCCUCCUUCCUUCCCUUCCUCGACCUAUACAUGUAUUGGACAAAAUAUCAUCACUAGCAACAGUCAAUAUCCUCAUCAUCAAAAUACUUCUUUAAAUAAUUUGGGGCAUUCUUCUUCAAUUGUUAAUAAUAAUUAUUCCCCUUAUUAUAAUUCAACAAAUAAUGAUUACAAAAAUUUAUCAGAAAUUAAAGGGCCUAAAAUUGAAAAACAAAAACGUCUUUCCAAAACUGGAAGGUUCUUAAAAUAA